AUGCCCCCGCCGAAGACAUGGGACAAGCGGUUCCACCGCCACAGCGAGGGUCGUGGACGAGAGGUGCGGCUGCUCCACCGUGUGCCGGGGAAAACGGGCUUGUGGACGUGCGUCCUACCUGGAGGUCGGGUCACGACGAUUCGCCUGAACGCUGGGAGGGCCACGAUCACGCCCACCAAGCCCGCCAAGUCGGGCGUCUGGUGGGAACCUAUGCCCGCGCUCACCGCCGCCCAGAAGCGCGCCGCCGAGGACACGAGCCGCGACAUGAUCGCCAACGCGGCCUCGAUGCCCGACACCGCCGAGCUGGACAGGUACCGGAAGCAGCAGGGAGUGGCGGCGCGGCUCCAGCGGGUCGUGCAGACGGUCGCCCUGCUGCCCGCGGGCAUCGUCGCCUUAGGGCACUGGUCGGUGGGCUCCUGGUGGCGUUCGGCGGGCAUCCUCAUCACCAUCUACUUCAUAUACUACGUGAUGGAGCGCUCGGGCCUGAUCGCCUGGUGUCGUGCGCUCAUGCAGGCUGGCAGCACGACGGCCUGGGUGUUCAGCUCCAUGAUGGACAUGUACCAGCAGCUGCACGAGGCUGUGCAAGGGUGGAUCGACGACUUCAACGAGUACAGUGGCUACCAGAUCACGAUGUGGGAGUUCAAGAUGACCGUCAUCUCGUUCAUGACCAUCGCGGCCCUCGUCUCGUACUUCUGGGAGGAAGUGAGGGACGCGCUGACGGAGGAGCUGGCUUCGGACGCGGAGUCGGAGCCGCCGUCGCCAACCACCAGCGGCCGCGUCACUUUCGAGGAUUUCCAGGACGAGGACUCGGAGGCCCCGUGGAAGCAGGAGGUCGCCAGCGCGCUGAAGAUACUGGCGGAGGGUCAGUCCAAGCUCCAGGAGACCGUCGAAGCUGUGGAGGGACGUGCUCGUCAGGACCGCCUUCUCCGAUCGGUGCAGGGCGUCGACGCCGAGAACGGUCCGGGGCCGAAGUCGGUGGAGGACCUCAGGCGACGGAUCGACUACUUCGAGCAGCUGGUGCGGGACGGCAAGGUGACGGUGCCGCCGGACUCCUCGCCUGCAGCCACGAGUGCCUCCUGGGAGGUUCUCACGCCGACGUCAUCGGGGCGGGAGCUCGCGCUCACGGACGCUCGGGGCCCUUCCACUCUGCCCAGAUCGACGUGGGCCUCCCCCGCGCCUGUGGCUGGCCCUGGGCGCCAGGCGCCCGCGGCCAGUCCGCCGCCCGUGCCGCAGCCGCCAAUCGGGGUGGCCGCGAGCUCCCCGGGGCGCGUCGCCAACAUGAUCUCCCACCUCGAGCGCCUGAAUAUCAACCCGCAGCAGGCCUGGAUGGAGGCGCUGAAGGAGUAUCGCGAGAUCGAGCCGAGCCAGUGGCACAUGCCCGACGGCUACCGCCAGCGGGUCGUGCCCGAGUACCUGACCAAGGUGUACAGCGCGCCGCGGACGGGCAAGGAGUACGCUCAGCAGUUCCUUCGCGACCGCCAGCUGGAGGCGUGCGGCGCCGCCAAGGGCAUGGUCGACGCGCUGGCCUGCAUCGACAGGCUGCUGCUGGAGGACCGCACCCCCGACCUGGUGAACCUCGUGAGCCUGGAGUACCUGGCGAGGAAGGCCUACGCGAUCGAGACUGGCUUCGAGCUUGUGCGCUGCGAGAGCGACUGGAAGAGGCCGUCGGGCAAGAAGGAGUGGACGUCGAAGGUGGACUGGGACAUGAUCCACCGCAUCGACCCAGCCAGCGUGUCCGACGCGGCCCGCGGGGAGUACAUGAGGGAGGUGCGCGAGGAGCUGAAGACCGGGAUGGCCAGAGACGCCGACUUCAUGAAGCUGAAGCUGAAGGUCGGGGAGAGAUCGGGGGCGACCGAGUUUUUGCCAAGCCCGGCGACGUGCCUCGUGGGUGGUCGUCGGAGCGAGUUUCCAACGUGGAGCGCAUUGAUCCUGAAGCACGUCCUCACCACCGUGAUGGCCGAGCAGACAGAGGUCGGCGACCCGCUCAGGGCCCUGAAGCUGAUCGAGUAUCCUGCGACCGACUCCGGGGCGAGGAAUCGGAGCCGAGAUCGGGCGCGCCUGCGGGAGAUCGAUCGGGCCAACCACUGCUUGGUGGCGCUCCGCUGCCUGGCCUCGGGGUUCGUCUCGAGCGAGGUCCUGGAGACGCGGCCUUCGGUCCCGAGGGGUUUGUCUCCCCAUCGUCUCAACGGGAGGUCGCUGGCGGCUGGGUUGGCUCAGAGGAUUCUGCGUGCUGUCCGACGGCGACUGCCUGCCGCGGACCGUCCAGUGGGGCGAGUCGCAUUCGAGCGGCUCACGGGAGGCGCCGCCAGCGGAAGCGGCCCCUACCCUGUGGGGGCGACCCCCACCGCCCCGCCAACACUAGCAAAGAGAGGAGACAUCUGCCCCGCGGUCGUGGACGAGAUCUCGCUGCCGCCGGUGGGGACGACGGGCCUGAGGAUCGAGGAUAUCUCGCCACGGGCCGCCGCCCUGCUGUCGGACUACCGGGGCACGAUGCUGAGGGACGAGAUGGCGGAGGGGGCGUCGGACAUCAAGCCGUACACCGACCCUCUCCUGAGAGUCAAGAAGAACAUGGUCAGGUUGGUCGGCCGCAUGGCUGCGGGCGGCAUGAUGGACACGUCGGAUGUCUGCAAGGGGGAGGUGGCGCUCUUCACGGUCGUCAAGAAGUGGACCUUGGCGGAGGGCGCCCAGCCCAAGCGCAGCUCCCGACUGGUGUUCGACGAGCGCCUCGAGAACCUGAAGUGGCGGCGGCCGCCCUGGUGCUCCCUCGGAGCCGGGACGGCACUCGGCUUCGUCGACGCGAGCAAGGAGAUCGCCGAGGGCUACCAGGUGCUGGCCGCGGUCGGCGACAUCCCCGACUACUACUACAGGCUGCUGCUUCCGCUGGAGGUCGCGGAGCACUUCGUGGUGCCGGGCGUAUCCCCCGCGGAGGUGGCGGAGGAGAUGAGGGCGCGAGGGCUGCAGGUCCCGUUCGACGAGACCAAGGCCCACAUGGUCGUGCGGGCACUGGUCAUGGGCUUCUGCUGGGCGGUCUACUUGGCGCAGAUCUGCCUGGAGGAUUGCCUGCAGGGGGCUGGAGGAUGGCUGCACGAGCGAAAUCGGCUGGCGUACGGCCUACCCGUCCCGGGGAUCCGCCCGAGCGAGCCCGUCCACUGGCAGUACAUCGACGAUUGCGGCCUGCUGGUGCUCGACGCUCCGGAGGCGACGGCAGAGGCCUUCGGUGCCGACGGGCGCGUCGGCCUCGCCAAGGCCAGGGGCGACGUGACGUCGCGGCUGAAGGCGCGGGGCUUGCCUGUUCACAAGGAGGAGUUCGGGAAACAGGUCAAGACGCUGGGCUGGCUUCUUUCCGGCACCGAGGACGGGGACAUGUUCGUGGAGCCCGACCCCGAAAAAAUGGACAUGCUGGUAGAAGCCACGGUGGAGGCCUGCCGCCGAAGGACGAUCAAGGUGCGGGACCUGAUGACUUUGGUCUCGACCUGGACGUGGUUCGCGCUCGUUCAGCGACCCACCCUCUCCGUCUUCGACGCGGUCUACAAGGCUAUACAGAAGUUCAAGGACGGCGAGGACGUGACGAUGUGGCCCGGGCUGAAAGGCGAGCUGAUGACUAUGGUCGCUAUCAGGCCCCUGCUUUUCGCCCGACUGGGGCGGCCCUGGCUGGAGCAGGCGGGCAUGACGGACGCGAGCUUCUUCGGAGCGGGCGUCCUGGUCACCCCCUCCGGGAUCGACGAGCUGAGGAAGGAGGCCCGACUCGCGGCGCCGAAGGGUUGGUUCGCCGAGCAGGCGGAUCUCCUAGGCGAGGACAGCAGCGGCGACGAGGAGGACCCGGCGGACAUCGACAACGGGCGCGACGCGUCCGACGAGCCCGAGGUGAGGAGGUCUAUGAGGCCCAUGAUUCCGGGCACCGAGGUGAACCGCACGGCCCACCUGUUUGCGGGGCACCGCCGACCCCUCGACUUCGAGGACCACCUGACCAGGAUGGCGCAGGAGCGGGACCGAUGGCUAGUCGUGGAGUCGAUCGACAAGGUGCUCCACUGCGACCACGACCUGCUCGACCGCAAGAAGGUGCAGGCCCUGUGCCGCCGCGCGCUGGAGGGCCAGUUCCAGACUGCCCACGCGGGCCCGCCGUGCGGGACCUUUGCCCGCGCUCGGCACAAUCGGGCAUGCCAGGGCCCCCCUCCCCUGAGGAGCCGGACGCGCCCCAGGGGUUUGGCAGGGCUCUCGACGACUCACCGGGCACAGGUGAUGGUGGGCUGGGAGCUGUUCGUCGCGACGCUCGAGUUCCUGGGCUGCGUAGUCAUCGGCGGGGGCCUCUACUCCCUGGAGCACCCCGAGGACCCUGGGCAGGAGCCGUACCCGAGCAUCUGGAUCCUUGCGGUCACCAUGGCUCUGGAGAACAUGGCCUUCGCCCGCGGCUCCAACGGCUUCGAGGCUGCCAAGAGGGACUUCUGGGAAAAGAUCAGGGAGGCCAGGGACCCCAACGUCAGCGACCGCGAGCUGCUGGGCGUGCCUGGCGAGGCUCAGCAGGCCUCGAGGGCGUCGUUCGACCAGUGUCGGGAGGGUCUGGCAUCACGGAAGCCAACUACAGUGUCCAGCAGCAUCCCGACGUUGGUCCGGGCGCUCGACGGCCGCAGGUGCGACCACGGCUGGCACCCGCCUCUGCAGGGAAAGCUUCCAGACGGCAGAUUCCGGACCUCGCUCGCGCAGAACUACCCGAGCCAGCUGUCAGAGAAGCUGGCCUUUCACCACCUCGAGGCGCUCGACCUGGUUGUGCCCGGGUCACGGAAGCCGAUGCAGUCCCUGAGCGACGAGGUGGCGGUCCGCCUGGCCGCCUUCGCUACGGCGGGGGACGACCUCUCCGCGCAGAUUCGAGCACCGGAGGUCGGGCCCAGCUGGGACCCGCUGGAGCGCUGGAGCGAGCUCCUGAGGGUCAGGUGGACGCGUUCGGAGCACCAGAACGUCCUCGAGCUGCGCGCUCUCAUGCUCUACGUCCAGACCACCCUGAAGAGGAGGUCGGCCUGGGACAGGCGCCUCCUCGUGAUCACGGACUCGAUGGUGGCGAUCGGCGCGGUCUCGAAGGGCAGGAGCAGGUCCAAGUCUUUGAACGCUCUCCUCCGCCGCCUCGCCGCCUACACCCUCGGCUGCGGGUCAACGAUCUAUCCGAGGUGGGUGUCGAGCGGGCGGAACCACGCAGACGGGCCGAGCAGGGGCUACCGCAAGGGCCAGGCGCCGAAGGAGAUCACCGAGCGCCUACGGCCACCUGCUCGUCAUGGCGUGUUCGUGGAUGCUGCGGCGCUCCCGAAGAUACAGCGCCGUGGCCUGCACGCCUGGCAGACCUCGGGCACCGACUUCUUCGAGGGCCACAAGAGCGACCUGCUGAGCGGCGGCUGCCCCCCGAGGCUGCUGGUGCACGCGCAGAUGGACGCGACGGCGCGCCAGUACAUGAGGGCCUGCAGGAAGUUCUGCAACUGGGCAGAGGAGCAGGAGGUCGAGAUCUACCCGAGCUGCCGCCUGGAUAAGGCGAUCAGUGUCUACCUGGACGUCCUGUGCUUCGACGACGAGAUCGGCGUCGGUGAGGGCAAGAGCUUGACCUCGGGCAUGCUGGCCAUGUACCCAGCGCUUCGCCUCCCGGAGGCCUACCGCGCCCUGAAGGCCUGGGAGGGUCUCCGCCCCACGGUGCAAGGCUCGCCCAUCGGCGUCCCGCUGCUGAUGGAGAUCGUGGACCAGAUGUCUCACUACGGCGAGGACGGCCUCACAGCAGCGGACGCCGCUCUGCUCGCCUUCGACUGCUACCUCAGGGAGCAGGACUGGGAGCUGAUGAGGGUUUCGGACGUCGUCUCGGCCGACGGCGUGACCGCGAUCCGGCUGGGCGUCCAGGAGCGCGGCGAGCGGGUCAAGACAGGGCAAGACCAGGGCGUUUUGAUUGACUACCCCGGGACCCAGAGGAUGCUUCUCAACCGUAUCCAGGGCAAGAAAAAGGACGAUCGCAUUUUCCCCAUCAGCCAGAACCUGAAGGAGCUAGGUAGCCAGAAGUACCAUGACCUCGGUGAGCGGCCCAAGAG
This is a messenger RNA of Prorocentrum cordatum, 6056 nucleotides long. The record is from the annotation of a GenBank genome assembly. Lineage: Eukaryota; Dinophyceae; Prorocentrales; Prorocentraceae.